GGUGUUCGGAUGACAAGAGAAGAGCGGGCGAAGCGAUCGCACGCACAGUCUCCCGAUUAUGUCUUUCGCUCUUUACUUGCUGGAGGAAUUGCGGGUUGCAUUGCAAAGACAACCGUAGCUCCAUUAGACAGAGUGAAAAUUCUUUUCCAAGCGUCAAAUCCUGAGUUCCAGAAAUAUUCUGGCACAUGGACAGGCGUUUUUAAAGCUGCAAGAGAUAUUAAGAGAGACUACGGUGUUGUAGGCCUAUUCCAGGGGCACACCGCCACGCUCCUGCGCAUCUUCCCUUAUGCAGCCAUCAAAUUCAUGGCGUACGACCAGGCCCACAAGUCCCUAAUGCCCACAACAGAGUCUGAAACGAAUGUUCGACGAUUUAUUGCAGGGUCUGCAUCAGGGAUGGUAUCUGUCCUUUUCACAUACCCCCUUGAACUGUUACGCGUUCGUUUGGCGUUUGAAACGAAGUCUGACCGGACAGGUGGCCGACCAACUCUGUCCAGCACCUUCCGCACAAUAUACAACGAAGGCACAUCGUUUAUGCUGACGAAUGGGCACCGCGCCUCACUCUCUCCAUCUUCUUCAAUUACCCCUCCACCUACUAAUGCACGACUCUUCGAGUCUUUCCCUAUUUUGAAAUUUUACCGUGGGUUCACUGUAACCCUCCUUGGCAUGAUACCGUAUGCUGGAACGUCAUUUCUCAUUUAUGGGCAUCUCCGCUCUCUUGUCGCAACCCCCCAUCGUCUUGAUAAUUCUUCAGAACCAAGUCCGAAACCACGCGGCAAAGUUACCCAUGACUUAUUCGCUGGCGCCGUUGCGGGAGCAGUUGCACAGACUGUAUCUUACCCCUUUGAGGUCGUUAGGAGACGAAUGCAAGUUGGCGGCUUGAUGCGUCCUGGCGCCUGGCAAGGGUUUGGCGAAACUGUGCGUGCAGUCUGGAAACGUUCGGGAUGGAGAGGAUUUUUCGUCGGACUUAGCAUCGGGUAUCUCAAAAUUAUCCCAAUGACAGCCGUGAGCUUUGCUUCGUGGGAAUACUGCAAACACCUGCUCGGUGUUUGACCCGGGGGCGGUCUCCUUGUCUCAGCACACCAUAUCCAUCGUUGCAGAUCGACAAUGGAGAAUACCUUAGCUUGCAUACAUGUAAUCUUCACAAUGCGCAUGAAUGUAGAUAAUCCAAUAGUUAAUCAUUGUUCUUCAU
Molecule: messenger RNA, 1189 nt
Organism: Cantharellus anzutake
Lineage: Eukaryota; Fungi; Basidiomycota; Agaricomycetes; Cantharellales; Hydnaceae
Product: mitochondrial carrier domain-containing protein
Exons: 5
Coding region: 10-1050 (346 amino acids)
Biological process (GO): transmembrane transport
Cellular component (GO): mitochondrial inner membrane
Source: RefSeq, a predicted model, not a curated record